Molecule: messenger RNA, 3030 nt
Organism: Pollicipes pollicipes
Lineage: Eukaryota; Metazoa; Arthropoda; Thecostraca; Pollicipedomorpha; Pollicipedidae
Product: syntaxin-1A-like
Exons: 9
Coding region: 67-942 (291 amino acids)
Biological process (GO): vesicle fusion; intracellular protein transport; exocytosis
Cellular component (GO): endomembrane system; plasma membrane; SNARE complex
Molecular function (GO): SNARE binding; SNAP receptor activity
Source: RefSeq, a predicted model, not a curated record
GCUAUAGGAAGCGAAUUGAUUAGUUUUUCAUCGGUCCUUUAAUCCGGAUUAGCCUACAGUUUCAGGAUGAAGGACAGGCUUGCAGCCUUAAAAGCGGCCCAGAGCGACGACGACGAUGGCCCGGAUGACGUCACGGUCAACGUCGACAACCGCGAGGGCUUUAUGGAUGACUUCUUUGCGGAGGUGGAAGAAAUACGCGAAAACAUAGACAAAAUUCAGGCCAAUGUGGACGAAGUUAAGAAAAAGCACAGCGCCAUCCUUGCAUCGCCUACAACAGAUGAGAAGGUUAAGCAAGAGCUGGAGGACCUGAUGGCGGACAUAAAGAAAACAGCGAACAGAGUGCGAGGAAAGUUAAAAGGCAUUGAGCAGGGGAUCGAGCAGGAAGAACACACCAACAAGUCGUCUGCCGACCUGCGGAUAAGGAAAACGCAGCACGCCACGCUGUCGCGGAAGUUCGUGGAGGUGAUGACCGAGUACAACCGGACGCAGACCGACUACAGAGAGCGCUGCAAGGGCCGGAUCAAGCGGCAUAUGGACAUCACUGGAAAAAAUACAACAGACAAGGAGCUUGAGGACAUGCUUGAACAGGGCAAUCCUGCCGUUUUUACACAAGGGAUAAUCAUGGAGACACAACAGGCCAAGCAAACGUUGGCGGACAUUGAGGCGCGUCACGCUGACAUCAUGAAGUUGGAGAACUCGAUCCGAGAGUUGCACGACAUGUUCAUGGACAUGGCCAUGCUGGUGGAGAGCCAGGGAGAGAUGAUCGACCGUAUUGAGUAUCAUGUAGAUCAGUCGGUCGACUAUGUGGGCAAGGCCAUGGAGGACACGAAGAAGGCACUGAAGUACCAGCGUGGAGCACGAAGGAAAAAAAUAGCGAUCAUCAUUUGUUUGUUAAUCGUGCUGGUGAUCAUCGCCAUAGUAUUAAUAGUCCAGUUCACGUAGAGUGAUCGGCGUCGGCGGCGAGCCGGCUGGCCGGCGCGCGGUGUGACCGGUGGGGAGGAGGCACACCGGAAUGACUGCUGGGCACUGUACUGCCGUCGAUGUCCACCGGCGCCUGGCUCUUGCGCCGCCCAGAGCGCGCGACGGCGAAUUGUGGGCUAUCUUGUAUCGUCGCUAUGAAAUUACUGUGUCCAAAGACGAGGAACUCCUUGAUACAUUGUAUUGUGAUACUCUGGGGUAAUUUGAUGCGUUUGCGGUGCUUGUACCUUUGUACCUGUAUAUUUGCAUCCAUUAGAUUGUUGGGGGGAGGUAGUUCGUGGUAGUGCCGUAGUCCAUCACUCGCCUUGCUUUAGUCUGUGUCCACACACAAACACACAAACACACGCUUGUCCGUCAGUCUCGCCCUGGCGACGGCAGUGGUCACUCACUGAAACCAACGACAUGUUCCUCCGCUUUCGGUCCGUGCCCGGGCGCCGGCGUCCCGGACUUCUGGUGGCAGGCAGACGUGUCUGCGCCUUCAAGUCAUCUACAUCGUUGUUUGGGCUUGGUUGAGCGUAUGUGCGCCUGCGUGAAGUGUAUCCGUUACCAGAGUCGGCCCACGAGACAUCUCCCGGGGCUGGCGGCCUGGGUGUAGUUCCCGCUACACUGGCGGCCCGGCCCGUGACGUGCCCGCCGCCCGGCCGGCCGGCAUUUGCCAGCAGCCAGAUUGUACUGCGAUGGCUCGUUACCGGGAGAUGCUGUGUGUGAUGAGCGCCCGGAAGAAGUGUGCUCUGGAGCGUUGUUGAGUUUUAUUUUUGGAUACUUUUGGGCGAGAAAAGCUAGCAGGUAUACAUAUAUUAGCUACUAGUAACACGGACAGCGAUUGGGGAGGGGUGCCACAGCAUCUGUUGUCGAACUAGGAUUCAGCUAAUCUUGGACGGGCAUUGCCGAUCGCAGAAGGUGCUUUUUUUAAACCACUUAAUUCGAAGAAAGUUGCAGAUCUCAUAUUUGAAACGAAGUCUUCCUCUCAGCUUGCCUCUGAAUGCAUGGCGGAAAAGCACCGUAUUACGUCGUUUGUGGUAUUCCAUGCCGUCUGCCAUUGCCACUGUGGAUCUGAUGAGGACUUACAUGAAACACGAAAGGCCGAAGCGUAGGCAAAACGACAUGCUGUCAAAGCGACAGGUUACCUCAUGUAAGCGAGAGAGGACAAUGCGACUUAAGACCCGUGCACAUCAUACCAGUUAUUUCCUAAGCGACAUUGAAUUAGAGCGUGGAGUCGUCAUCGUUAGACAAGCAGGCGGGCGUGAAUCCGUGCUUGCUACACCGGGCUACAGUGCGGCGCUGCGUCAGUCCGGUUGGCCCUGGCCCUUUCGACCCAGGCGGGGACGGGCUGUGGCGAACUCCAACAUGUGGUCGCGACCUGCGACGAGCGCCCCGUGGUGGUGGAGCACUUGUUCGUCUAUAUUUGGCCUGCCUUGCGGUUUCAAACGCUGUGGUUGGAACAGAGGCUCACGGUCGGCAUUUGGCGGCGUGCUGGUCCGCCGACUGUGCCAUGCCUCCGUGCGAGGGUGUGACCAUCCUGUGCGGGGUAUGGAGGACUCCAGCCCCAUACGCGUUCGCGGAGGGAUCUUGCGUUUUCUGUCGUACUCUUGUCCUGUGCUCCGGGCGCUCUGUACUGGUGCGGGCCGUCGACUUCCUGUACCCUAGAAGGAAUGCGUGGGUCUCCUGUGUGCAGGAAUGUUCCGGCUCCCUGCAAUGUGCAGGAUUUGUGUCAUGUCCUGCGUGUGGGCCUGCCCUAUCCUUUCCGUGUGUCGGGGUCUGUGGGUUCCCGUGCAUUCCGUCGUGACAGUAUCGUCCGUUACGCCAGGCGGCCAGGCAAUGCGUCUUCCCAAGUUUCGGGACCCAACUCUGCGACCAUGGCUACUGGCUCAAAGCAAAAAAAGCAAAACUGACAUCGAACAUGACAUUUUUAAGAGAUGCCGUGGAUUGAUAAAGAUCUUAAAAAUCCCAUGCCUAAUUUCCCCGUAAAUGGACACGAUUGGUGUGUGUCACCACAGAGGACCGUGACCAAUCAGAAUUGACCUUGUGUCGGCGCGCUCUUGCGGUCUCGGA